UCAAAAUACCCUAAUACUGUAUGUACUCAUCGUCUAGUUAAUCGGGCUUAGCCGGCGCAGAGAUUCAUUCCGCUAUUGUGCGCGCUGAUGUGAAGCACAAACGCUUUGGUCUAAACUACGGGUUAUUUUCGAAUAUACGUAUUUAAACAUGAAUCUUUAUCAACGAAUUUGGUUAGGAUGGACAAUUGUUUUUGUAAUUGCGUUGUCUGUAAGCAGUUUGAGCAUUCGCGACAUGUUUGAUUAUGGAGAGCAAGCUGGAGACCAACUGUUGGAGUUUGGGACCGAUCAAACUCAAGAACUCCAUUUAAACCGGUCAAUGUUCUUCUUCGAUCGCGAAUAUGAUACUAUUUAUAUCAAUACCAAUGGCUUCCUGGCAGUAGAAGAACCAAUGGCGGAGUCUGAGUACCUGGGAAAGAUGCCUGCCAGUUUUGGAAUGAUUGCAGCUUUCCUAGGAGACUUGGACAACAGCGAUGAAGUGGGGAAAGUAUAUUACCGGCAAGACAGUAUCCCGUAUGUGCUUCAACAAACCGAGGGGCACAUCAGCCAGGCCUUCCCUGAUGAUAACAAGCUUGAGUCCAUCCACGCCAUAAUCGUCACAUGGGAAAACUUGGCAGCCCAUGGCACACCUGGCGAAGGACAGGACAGAGAGAGGAACACCUUCCAACUGGUGGUGGCCUCCACGGAGUCCGCCUCAUACGCCAUCAUGUUCUACCCCAGCGAAGGGCUUCAGUACGUCUCCACGAUUGUGGAGGGCCAGAGGGAGUCUGUUCAAGCCGGUUUUAGCCAAGGCCUGAUCCGGGGUUGGUUCAGCUGGACCAGCACCCAAGGAACCUACUACCGUAUCACUACUGAGGAUGAAGCAUCCAUCAGACGGCUCUCUGAGGGGACCAACUCAGGGAGGCAUGGGGUAUGGGUGUACGAAAUUGGCACCUCCCCCGCGUUCACGUCCAUCAACCCAGGUCAGGUGACAGGCCCGACCCUGGAGGAGGACGUAGACGGAGGGCCCAUGGAGACUGGAACCGUAUUUCCGCUGAUAAAUACCGGAGGACAACAGAGGAUCGUGUUUCCUGAAUAUAAGCCAGAGGAGGAAGAGGAGACAUCUGAACCAGAUCUGCACCCAACAGUCCACCCUGUCCAGUACCGGCCCAAUUACCCCUUUGUCUCUGAACCGGCCCAGCCCAGAUACCCUGAGCCCAUCCACCCACAGCCACCGCUCUACCAGCCCCAAACCCCACAAGUAGUGAUAUUGGAUGAAGAUGAUGACCUUAACGUUGAUGUGUUUGCGUAUAAGUCUGAGACGUGCGCUAGCAACAGGCAGAAGUGCUCGUCCUUCGCCGACUGUGAGGACUACACCAAUGGCUAUUGUUGCCAUUGUAGACCUGGUUUCUAUGGCAACGGCAAGGAUUGUGUGGCUGAAGGUAAACCCCAACGGAUGAAUGGCAAAGUGAAUGGCAGUGUGUUUGUGGGAAACUCUCCAUCGCCGCUGGAGUUCUCCAGCAACGAUCUGCACUCGUACGUGGUGGCCAAUGAUGGGCGUGCCUACGUGGCCAUUAGCACCAUCCCAGCUGGUCUUGGCCCCUCCCUUCAGCCCCUCUCUUCCCUGGGGGGCGUUAUUGGCUGGGCCUUCGCUCUGGAGCAGCCCGGCUACGAGAACGGCUUCAGCAUUGUUGGUGGCAAGUUCACCAGGAAGGCAGAUGUGACCUUCCUACCGGGCAAUGAGAGACUGACCAUUGAGCAGAAAUUCAAAGGCAUCGAUGAGCACGACCACCUUGUGGUGAGCACCCAGCUGGAGGGCAGACUGCCCGAGGUUUCCCCUGGCUCCACUGUGCAGAUCGAAUCCUACAAGGAACUCUACCAGUACGGCAUCAACUCGAUCACCUCCUUCUCCAACCGCGAUUACACCGUCACUUUACCGGACGGCAGUGUCCAGACCAAGACCUACCAGUGGCGUCAGAUCAUCACCUACCAGAGCUGUCCCCAUGACCAAUCAAUCAAGACCAUGCAGCCCACCCAGCAGCUCAGUGUCGACCAGAUCUUUGUCAUGUACGACUCAGGCAACCAGCUGAUCCGCUAUGCCAUGAGCAACAAGAUUGGCUCUAUUCAUAGUGGGCCACCAGAGCAGAAUCCAUGUUUCACCGGCAGACACGGCUGUGACACAAACGCAGCAUGUAGACCUGGAGAUGGUAUCCAGUUCACCUGUGUAUGUGCAACAGGAUUCAGUGGAGAUGGACGUCAAUGCUAUGACAUUGAUGAGUGCAGAGAGAUCCCAGAGAUCUGUGGGUCUCAUGCCAUCUGCAACAACCAACUGGGAACAUUCCGCUGCGAGUGCGUGGAUGGUUUCCAGUUCUCCAGCGAUGGGAAGACCUGUGUUGAACUAAGCCAACCCAUAAAUCACUGUCAGAGGGGCACCGAUAACUGUGACAUCCCAGAGCGGGCACUUUGCAGCUACACAGGGGCUUCUUCAUUCAUUUGCUCUUGUCUGCCUGGCUUCGUGGGUGAUGGUUAUAAUUGCCAGGAUAUUGAUGAAUGUGAGCAAAGCCGCUGUCAUCGGGAUGCUGUCUGCUAUAACUCUCAGGGCUCAUUCACCUGUCAAUGCCUCCCCAAUUUCCAUGGCAAUGGUUUUCAUUGUGCCCCUGGCUCCCCGGAGCGUGAGAAGACGCAGUGCGAGCGCGACAGAGAGAUUAUCCAGGCAUCCUACAACACACCUUCUUUUCCGGUUUCCUUCUUCCGUCCACGCCCUGCCACUGGCCAGUAUGUUCCCACCUGUGACCAUCAUGGUGCUUAUGAGCCCACUCAGUGUCAUGAUAGCAUAAGGCAGUGCUGGUGUGUGGAUAGCAAUGGCCAGGAGAUCCCCAACACCAGAACUGGUCCUGGCCAAAGACCAUUGUGUAUUGACCACAGAGUGGUUCCUCCCCCAAUCGGUCCCACCCCAAGGCCGGAUGUCUCUCCCGUGGCUCCAGGGACCCACCUGUUAUUUUCCCAGAGUGGGAAGAUCGAGCACAUCCCACUGGAUGGAUACAGUCUGAAGAAACAAGAGGCCAAAGCUCUGCUGCACCUGCCUGACAGAGUGGUAGUUGCUGUAGCCUACGACUGCUUGGAGAAGAUGGUCUACUGGACAGAAAUUACAGGGCCCUCUAUCAGCAGGGCUAACCUUGAGGGGGGCGACACCAACUCUCUUGUCACUACUGACCUGGAGAGCCCAGAGGGUUUGGCAGUCGACCAUCUGGCCCGGCUAAUGUUCUGGACCGACUCAAUGAAGAACAGCAUAGAGGUGGCCAAACUUGAUGGGAGCCAGCGCCGCGUCCUCUUUGACACUGACCUAGUCAACCCACGGCCUGUCGUCGCGGACCCUUCCUAUGGGCGACUCUACUGGGCAGACUGGAACAGAGAAGGUCCCAAGAUUGAGAUGUCCAACAUGGACGGAACUGACAGGACUGUCUUGGUUAAGGAUGACUUGGCGCUGCCAAAUGGCCUGACCUAUGACUCUGAGAGCCAGCAGCUGUGUUGGGCUGAUGCAGGCACUCGUAAGGUAGAGUGUAUGGACCCCAACAGUAGAAACCGAAGGGAGAUUGUGGAAGGAAUUCAGUACCCCUUUGCCAUUGUAGCCCAUGGGAGGAACCUGUACUACACUGACUGGAGAAGGGAGGCGGUGGUAGCCGUGGACCGCACGAUGGCCAGAGAGACAGAUGAAUUUUUGCCACAGAAGCGUUCACGAGUGUAUGGAAUCUCCAUUACCACAACUCAAUGCCCUCAGGCAUAUAACUACUGCCUGAAUAACGGAGGCUGUUCACACCUUUGUCUACCACGCCACGGUGGAUUCACCUGCCGGUGCCCAGAUGUGAUGGAUGGCACCUGUGUGGACAGGAACUUCUGAGACUCCCCCACUGACUACACAAAGGGGAGAUAACACAUGCACCGUCCCAGUGAAAGAAGUGUAAGCUGCAUAUGGCUGGGGGGUUAGCGGACAAAAUCCAUUCUGAUCCCAAACCCUUAUCCCAAAACUUCCUUGUUGAUUCCUUCUGGCAGAUCUGAGUGAAUUUAGUAGGUUUUCAUAAUUUGAUAGUAAUAUCUGCUAGCUGCCUGGCUGGUUAGGUGGAGGUGCUACCCAUUUUUAUAAAUGCAGCCUGUUCAAUUAAGGUCCUGGAGAGCCAGACCCUUUUUUCCCCCAUCAUUUUCUAGUCAGGGAUUAUGGCAUGUCAGUUUAGUGCAACUAAGUAGAAACAGAAAACAGAGGUGAUUUGGCCCAACCGGCCCAGAGUUAAAGAGCCCAGCUUACAUCCUAUGUAGUCCUAUGAUAUCAAGGUCAAUCAGUUACAAGCAAUAGGGAAGGCCAAUGGAUUGUAAAGGAAUUAGACCUAGCCACCACUAUGAGCCAAUUAUGGACUGAAGUGUACAUGGAGUUUAUGUGGAGUUUUCUUCUUUUUUAAGGGGGAGGGGCUUAUGCCAUUGUCAUGUUGUGACAUUUCAAAUCUAACAAAUUAUUCUGUUAUCUUCCUAUGACCCAUUUGAGAAGAAAAUAUCUAAUUUUAAGGUUUCUGUAUGUAAAUAAAUACCAUUGACUGUU
Esox lucius (northern pike) is the source of this 4564-nucleotide messenger RNA. Its product is annotated as nidogen-1. Lineage: Eukaryota; Metazoa; Chordata; Actinopteri; Esociformes; Esocidae. Gene Ontology annotation, molecular function: calcium ion binding. Gene Ontology annotation, biological process: cell-matrix adhesion. The record is from RefSeq and is a predicted model, not a curated record. Bases 149 to 3874 code for a protein of 1241 amino acids. The transcript has 20 exons.